This is a messenger RNA of Rotaria sp. Silwood1, 933 nucleotides long. The record is from the annotation of a GenBank genome assembly. Lineage: Eukaryota; Metazoa; Rotifera; Eurotatoria; Philodinida; Philodinidae.
AUGAUAAAUAUAAUUCAACAACGACUUACAUCAUUUUAUUUAUUUAUUUUAAUCAUCUUUUUAUUAAUAGUUCAACCUAGUUUUAGUAAUAAAAUAGUUGAUUUAAUUCAAACAAUAAGAAAUAAACCUACUAAUGAUAAUCGUUUAAAAAAUAAUUUAGUAUUAGAAUUUCGUGAUGUUCUACAAGCAAUUCAAGAUCAUUUAUAUAAUACAAGUAUUUCAACUUGUCUUCCUGAUUUUCAAUUUUAUAAUGGUUCAUGUUAUUUAUUAUCUACAAAUAAAUCAACAUGGUUAUCAGCAUCAAAUAAUUGUUUAAAAUUACGUAAUUCAUCUUUAAUUACAUUUGAAAAUUAUGAUGAACUUAAUUUUAUUGUGGAAAAAUUAUUAAAACCAUUACGUAUUAAUCAAGCAUUUAUUGGUUUAAAUGCAAGUGAUAUUGGUCAAUGGUAUUGGCUUAAUGGACGAACAUUUGCAGAUACAGAAUUUAAAGAUUAUUUUUAUUCUUAUCGACCAGAUACAUCAUAUUGUGGAUUAAUUAAACUUGUUAAUAAUAGAACUAAAGUUGCUAUUGAAGGAAGAGAUUGUUUUAAUGAUGAAGAACGAUUUAUUUGUAAAUAUGUUCAAAAUCAUUGUUCUGCAAAAGAACAAGUAUGUGGUAAGGGUGGUGAAUGUAUGAAUGUUGGUUCAACAUAUCAAUGUCGAUGUAAUUUUUUAUAUCAUGGUCAAAAAUGUGAGAAAUUUAGUUCAGAAGCUAUUCAAUCAAUAAUUGCUUUAAUUAUUAUUAUUCUCAUGGGUUUAAUUAUUUGUAUUUUGAAAUUUAAUAUUUGUUCACAAUGUAAAUCAAAAAAAAAAAAUCAUUCAAUUGAUGAUUUAUAUAAUGAACAACAAAUGAUUUUAGAACGACAUAAGAAUAAGAAAUCUAUGAUUAAUUAG